Messenger RNA from Diceros bicornis minor, 3232 nucleotides. RefSeq names its product cyclin J like (gene CCNJL). Gene Ontology annotation, molecular function: cyclin-dependent protein serine/threonine kinase regulator activity. The transcript has 6 exons. NCBI's taxonomy places the organism in Eukaryota, Metazoa, Chordata, Mammalia, Perissodactyla, Rhinocerotidae. Gene Ontology annotation, cellular component: cytoplasm; cyclin-dependent protein kinase holoenzyme complex; nucleus. The record is from RefSeq and is a predicted model, not a curated record. Gene Ontology annotation, biological process: regulation of cyclin-dependent protein serine/threonine kinase activity; mitotic cell cycle phase transition. The coding region runs from base 356 to 1522 and encodes 388 amino acids.
ACUUACUGAGCCUCCUUUAGAAUUAGGGACUCGUGGAUAAUCAACAGUGGCUUUUCUGGAGCUUUCGUGGGAAUUGUCCGUUUGGAAAUCUACCUCCCCAUAGCAGGACAGGAUUAAAAAAAAGAAAGAAAAAACAGGUGGAACCGAUGUCAAGUUGGCCAGAGCAGCGCACGCAGGAGACAGGACUUUCUGGGUGCAUCCUGCCCGCGCGUUUCACGCGUGGUGCGCGCAGGUGGCGCCGCGGUCCCUGCGCUCCUGGAGUACGCCGGCGGCGUGCCCAAGAGGCCACCAGGAGUCUCCGCGAAGGGUGCGCCCGGGGAGCCCGGUAGCCUCGGAUCGCGGCGCUGCACACGCAAUGAUGGAUGAGCCGUGGUGGGAAGGGCGAGUCGCCUCCGACGUCCACUGCACCCUGCGCGAGAAGGAGCUGAAGCUGCCCACCUUCCGAGCCCACUCCCCACUCCUGAAGAGCCGCCGGUUCUUUGUCGACACCUUGACCCUGCUGAGCAGCCACUGCCAGCUCUGCCCCGCCGCCCGGCACCUGGCCGUCUACCUGCUGGACCACUUCCUGGACCGCUAUAGCAUCACCACCUCCAAGCAGCUCUACGCCGUGGCCAUCUCCUGCCUCCUGCUCGCAAGUAAGUUCGAGGAUAGGGAAGACCACGUCCCCAAGCUGGAGCAGAUAAACAGUACGAGGAUCCUGAGCAGCCAGAACUUCACCCUCACCAAGAAGGAGCUGCUGAGCAUGGAGAUGCUGCUCCUGGAGGCCUUCAGCUGGAACCUCUGCCUGCCCACGCCUGCCCAUUUCCUGGACUACUACCUCUUGGCCUCUGUCAGCCAGAAGGACCACCACUGCCACAGCUGGCCCACCACCUGCCCCCGCAAGACCAAAGAGUGUCUCAAGGAGUACGCCCACUACUUCCUAGAGGUCACCCUGCAAGAUCAUAUUUUCUACAAGUUCCAGCCUUCGGUGGUCGCUGCAGCCUGUGUGGGGGCCGCUAGGAUCUGCCUUCAGCUUUCUCCCUACUGGACCAGAGACCUGCAGAGGAUCUCAAAUUACUCCCUGGAACAUCUCAGCACCUGCAUCGAAAUCCUGCUGGUAGCUUAUGACAAUGUCCUCAAGGAUGCCGUCGCAGUCAAGAGCCAGGCCUUGGCAAUGGUGCCUGGCACACCCCCAGCCUCCACUCAAGUGCUGUUCCAGCCGCCCGCCUACGCCGCCCUCAGCCAGCCGACAACGCCGGCCCUGGUGCAGUUCCAGACCCCCGUGCAGGACCUGUGCCUGGCCUACCGGGACUCCCUGCAGGGCCACCGUUCAGGGAGCCUGCUCUCGGGGGGCACUGGCUCAUCCUUGCAUGCCCCAUACCCCACCCUCCAGCCUCUGGACGUGUGUCCCGUGCCCCUCCCCACAUCCCUCAGCAUGCAGAUGGCCAUUGCAGCCGAGCCCAGGCACUGCCUCGCUGCCACCUACAGAAACAGCUUCUUCAGCGGGAGCCACGCGUUCCCCACAGGCUGCUUCGAUAGAUAGGGCCCCUUUGGGCCACGCAGGGAGGCCUUGGAGACCCAGGCAGAGGAAGAGGACACUGGCGAGGGAAGCUCAGCGGAGCAAGGCAACUGGGAGGCUGUCCCCGCAGAGCCUCGUUGCCCUUGAAUGGAGAGGGUCCACGCUCUUUCUAGUUAAAACUGACCCAGAGCAAAACAGUCAAUGACAUACCUCACCCAAGAGCGUUCCUCUGGAAGAUGUCUUCUGCAUGUGGCUGGGGUGCAAGGAGAUGGCUCUGUGGCUGUUCCCUGGAGCGGGGGCCCAGGGAAUCCAGAAAGCCCUGCUACAAGGCCAGGAGACUGGGAACUGGAUGCAGACCACCAGUCCGUGAGCAUGUCUGCUUUUUAGUAUCAAAGACUCCUUUAUUCUUUGCCGAUGGCAGCUACAUCACUGAAAAAGAAGGGGCAGCCUGACGUGUUCUCAGGACCCCAGUAGAUGCCGUAUUGGGUGCUUUUCUUUCCCUGGCCCCGCACAGGGGGCCCAGUGUGUGUUGAUGCCUGACUGUCUGCCUUCUGAGGCAUGGUGGGCGGGCGGUUGUCUUGCCUUUGUCGUCGAACCUAAAACCUUAUUCGGCCUUUUAGAUAUUUCACGUGCUGCUGCUUCCCGAAGUGACCUAGCUUUCUGUUCAGUAAGAUGUCUUGUUUACAUACUGCAUCAGGGAUUUUGUGAUACUUGAAAAUUCCUUAGGAGAAAAAUAAUGUUGAUUGCCACACUGUCCCACGUGGGGGUUUGUAGGUUGUAACCCGGCUUGUGGCUGACCAGUGGGUGACAACAGAGCUCCCUUUUCAAAAGCGUAUGGUUAGGGAGAACCACUUUCUAGGCUCUCGAUUCCAGAAGAUUCCACAUCUUGGAUGCUGUGUUCACUUGUAGAACUUCGAUAAUCACCUGGAGGAAAAAGGUUGUUGAAUGUAGACAGAGGUUUAAAACCAACACCCCCCACACACGCAUGUUUAUGUGUGUGAGGUUAAGCCCAGCCUCAGCUUUGGGUUUGGCUAAAAGCAAAGGAUAAUAAUGUGAAAUGUGUGCUUAAUGCUGACUGGAUUUGGGCGUGGGGGGUGUACAAGGGUAUGUGACACCACCACUGACAGGCCAGUGACCGAUUGGAUCGGAAGCCACUAUUUGGGUAUCUGCAGCAGAGGGCUCUCAGGAAGGUUCUUGUAACCGUGUGCAAUAUGUUUUUAUUUUGACUGGCAGCUGGUGCUCAGCAUGCUUUUUUGGUUGGUUCAGGGUCUGGGGACACAUUGUACACUCGUCAGAACUGGGAGGUGCACAGAACCACGGAAGCAUUUUUUGGUUUGUUUUUUAAGAACCCACGUUGGUUUGCUUGACUCGUUGGCCAGUCCAGGAGACUGCAGCAGGGGGACUGCCCCAAGGCGGCUGCAGGCUGCUGAGUCGGAUCCGAAGGGGGUUUUCAGGGCAGGUGACGCCUCGUCGUGGAAGGGGAAUGAGAAGAGAGACUGGACGUGGAUAGGGCGCCGCCACGUUGUCACACUAGCGUAGGAAACUGCACGUUUGUUUGUUGUUUUUCUCUUUUGCCUUUGCCAACCUCCUUUUAUUUAUGUGCAACUGGUUUGGAUUCCAAGUUAUUGUGUCUGUCUCUUCGGGGGCUGGGCGCUUGUGAGGGGCCCCCAAUAGAGCCUCACAGCCAGCCCGGCCCCCAGAAAAAGACAUCCUGCAAUAAACACAUCACCUGCU